Molecule: messenger RNA, 2436 nt
Organism: Letharia lupina
Lineage: Eukaryota; Fungi; Ascomycota; Lecanoromycetes; Lecanorales; Parmeliaceae
Exons: 2
Coding region: 1-2436 (811 amino acids)
Molecular function (GO): protein binding
Source: RefSeq, a predicted model, not a curated record
AUGGCGUCAGAAGGCAGCGUCCAAGCCUGCAGUAUGGUGCAAUCCUUGGCCGACAGCUCGUCUAUACCCUUCUAUCCAAGCUUAAGCGCUGGCCCUUCCGAAGCUCCGCCACCAUACGAAGACCUCCGAGAGCAACCAACAUCGCUUGUGGAGAAGGAUGGAAAGACACCCAGAGACAAUACAGAUCAAAAAGCUAAACACGAUCUGGAGAGCGGGACCCACUCACGCUUCAAUGCACCGCCCACCGUCAUGGAUGGCAAACAAGGAAAGCGUCUGUCACUUGCUCACUUAGCAGAGACAGGAAAGCUACCAGCGCUGCGGAAAAUUGGCCGCGGAGGCUCUGAUGAGACGUUAGCAUCUCUGGACAAAUCUUGGCGAUAUCAUCGACAAGAGUUCGGUUCCACGGACACCAAGACUGUUGCCCGUCUCUUUGACUUAUGCCGAUGCUGGAACACUUUGGGUAUGCUUCGUGAUGCUGUGGAGACAGAAGCACCGCAGGUCUUAUCUUGGACGAUCAAAGCCCGUAACACCGAAUUCUUCGAUUUCCUCUUGCAACAGCAAGUCGAUGUUGAUCGACCGGACGAGGAAGGCAAAACUCCAUUGUUUCAUGCUUCAACGUUAGGCAAGGCUUUCAUUGUAAGAAGAUUGCUUGACACUGGAGCCAAUGUACAUUGCACCGCGGGUAGUGUUACCCCUCUCCACGUUUCAGCCGAGAAGAACUAUACCUCAAUUGUAGACUAUCUCCUGGAAGCCGGCGCAGAUGUCAAUGCGCUGAACUCGAAGGGUAAUACCGCGCUAUACUGGGCCAGUAACAAUGGGAAUCUAGAAAUGGUUAGGAAACUUUUGGGCAAAGGCGGUCAAGCAAAUCAUACCGCUCCGUCGACCAUCUCUCCGCUUCACGUUGCCGCAGUUCGAGGUCACGUGGAGAUCGUUGAGGUCUUAUUGGAUGCAGGGGCGGAUCUCAACGCACGAAACUUUGAAAUGACACCAGUGCUUGUAGCGAUCUCAUACCAGCAAGAACGAGUCCUUGACUGUCUGCUCACUCGGGGUGCGAUAGCAAACCCCAGCUUGGGCGAAAAAUUCGCGCUGCACUUUGCUGCCGGAAAAGGAUCACGAAGCCUUGUUACCCUGCUUCUGGAUGCCGGAGUUGAAGUAAACACGACGAGCGCUAAGGGUCAUACGGCUCUUCACAUAGCCGCAGCCUUGGGGAACGAAGACCUCGUUGACAGACUGCUGGCGAGAUCAGCCUCCGUCAAUUUGAAGUCGCUGUCUGGUUUCACGGCCUUGCACGACGCCUCAUUGGCGGGCCACAUCGUUGUGGUCAAACAGCUUUUAUACGCGGGUGCUGACAUUGCAUCCACCACCUGCACUGAUUACACCGCUCUGCACUUUGCCGCGGAGAAAGGCUCUCUCGACGUAGUGAAGCGACUCAUGGAGGCCGGAUCGGAUGUCAAUGCCCAGUCAAUCAGAAAGUGGACCCCGCUGCUGUGUGCGUGCAGAGAGAAGCAUUUAGCUGUUGUCGAAUUGCUCCUCGACCACGGUGCUAACCCUGAUCUGUUGGAUUCUCAAGGCGUCUCGCCGUUGAUCAUCGCGAGCGAAAAUGGAGACUUGGGCAUAGUGAGGAAGCUUGUCUGCGACUGUUCCGCAAACGUCAAUAGCCAGUCGAUGAAUGGCGUUACUGCUCUUCACAUGGCAGCCCAGAACGGUCAUGCAUCUGUCGUGAGCUUCCUUCUGAAUAACGAAGCCGACGCAAACACAUUGUUCUUGGGGAACACGACGCCAUUGGCGAUGGCGACCUGGCAUUUACACACUGAUGUCAUCAACCAUUUAAUCCCGGUCACAAAAGAUCCCUGCCUGUUGGAUUGCUUCGGCUGGAACAGCAUCGACUGGGCGACAGCAGACCCAUCGGUGCUCUCUAAAUUCUCCCUCGAAACCCGACCCGAGGAAUACAUCCCCACCAGCGUAGCAACACGCAAAUCUCAUGUACGUCGGAACAUCAGCAAUCUAGCGCGCGCAAUGCUCCAAGCCAACGUCGCAAACGACAACCGACUUCCCGUCCUGGGCGAAUGUCUGCUGAUCAUGCACGACACGACCGACGCCGAACAUGCAUUCCAGCUCCAGGUACACCCGUACGCCACCACGGCGGAGGGACCACUGACGUAUUGGCUUGCGUGCAACUCGUGCGAGACCGAUAUCACGGGCAAUCUCUACAUCUGUCUCACAUGCGCCGACACAGCCUUGUGCGAGGAUUGCAUGACGAAGUACAAAGACAAGACGAAGGAGAUGAGGACCUGUAAGGAUCACGUGUAUCAUGGCAUCUUGUCGCAUCGGCAUUGGGAAGGCGAGUACGGCAAGUGGCCGUCGCAGCUUGUGAAUACGAGAGGCCAAAGUGUGGAUGGGUGGUUGAGACACGUUCUGGUUGCUUAUGGCGGAUGA